UGACUCAUCACGCAUUUCUCCAAACCCCCACCUAAUUGAAUUACUUACCCCAACUGCAAAGAACACUGAAAGAAAGCAAAAGUGAAAAAACCCUAGACCCUGCAAGCAAAUUCCAGAAAUGAAGACUCCAAAAUCCACCCUAGAUACGACGCAGCUUCAAAUCCAAGCAACCGUGGCCAUGGCCGAACUCCCGCCGGAGGUAAUCGUCGACAUACUCUCUCGUCUGCCCGUCGCCCGCCUCCUCCGCUUCCGGUCGAUUGCAAAACCAUGGCGGUCGCUCAUCGACAGCUCAUACUUCGUCCAUCUCCACCUCACGCAAUCGGCAGAGUCCAAAUCGCAUCUCAGUUUGAUUCUCAAAAGGGACUCCGACCUCUACUGCAUCAGUUUCGACUCCUUAAACGACGCCGUCGAGCUCAAUCAUCCACUCAUGUGCUACAGCAAUCGAAUUCGCGUUUUGGGAUCCUGCAACGGCCUUCUGUGCCUCUGUAACGUGGCCGAAGACAUCGCUCUCUGGAACCCGUCGACGAAGAAGUACAGAAUCUUGCCGUCUCUGCCAUCGGAUCGAAAGCGCGAUUCGAACAUGUGCUUAUGUGGCGCGAGGGUUUAUGGUCUUGGAUACCACGCUAUCCAGGAUGACUAUAAAUUGGUGAGGAUUUCUCAGUUUAUCGGAUUGGAUCACCUGUCGUUUCAUUCCGAGGUGAGGGUUUAUAGCUUGAGAAACAACGAGUGGAAGCGAGUCGAAGACAUGCCUUAUGUACUCUGUAACACACGAAAAAUGGGGAUUCUUGUGAGCGGUUGUGUGCAUUGGGUGGUGACUCGGAACCUCGAAUUGGAUCAAGCUGCAACCGAAUCGGUCAUUGCAUUUGACGUUGCGAAUGAGACUUUUCGUGAGGUGCCUAUGCCGCAGAACAUGGACAGGAAGUGUCAGAUUGAUGUGGGAUGCUUGGGAGGGUGUCUUUGCAUUGUAGCUAAAUAUGAAGAUAAGGAUGUUGAUGUGUGGACAUUGAAGGAGUAUGGGGUUCAAGAGUCUUGGAGUAAAUUGUUUACCGUUGCGCAAACUCGAAGAAUCAAGAGCGUUAGGCCUUUGGUGUAUUCAAAGAAUGACCGCGAAGUGUUGUUCGAACAAGACCACGAAAGUCUUGUUUGGUUUGACCUGAAAAGCCAGAAGGUCAAGCGUGUUAAGGUUCGCGGCUUGCCAGCUAUGUUUGAGGCUGUAGUUUGUAUGGAAAGCCUUGUUCCGGUUCAUCCUCGUAGACGAGAGGAUGAGAAGCAGCAGGAAGCAGCAGGGGACAAGCAGAAUAAGAAGAGGGAUGAUUUCCUGGCUCAAGGCUUCAAAUUGGUGCUGUAGGCAAUCAGAACAAAAGACGAGAACAUAGAACAGAGAGCUCACAAGUCAUUUCUUACUGGGUUCCUCAAUGAAGGAUCGUGAGUGUUCUUUAGCGGAUGGCCCAUACGGUCACUAUGCCGCAUUGUUUGACAGCAAUGCUAAUCUCUAGAUUAUGAGGGAAAGCACUUCUCAUAUACUCUGAAAUUAUUCACAGGCUCGAUUUCACAUUUCGUCCCAUCUUCAAAAUAGUUUGCUGGAGGAAACGGCAACAGUCUAGAUUUAGGGUGGGACUAUCAUUUGAGGUGGGCUUUGCUAUUCUCCAUAGAAUUAUAAGUGAAAUUCUUGGGAAGUCAUCCGUAGGGGCGCUCUCACAAUCAAGCGGGGGACCUCUGCAGUUGGGGUGGGACUAACAUUUGGAGCUGGAUCCGCUUGAUUGUUAGACAUACCCUGCGGAUGAUGUAAUCAAGCCGUUAGGCACACUCAUUACGAUGUUCUACAGUAUUAGAUGAUAUUCAUGAUAUUGUUUCUUCAUACUUUGUAUACUAGCUCGACCAGAUCUGUUUCUUGUGAGGGGCUGGAUAAAAAGCUUUUAUGUUGAAAAUGCUUGUUACCGAAAUGGAUUCAACUGAUCAACGGCUCACAGUUCACCCAAGUGCGCCACCAAUGUUUCAUUCUGGAACUUAUCUGCAGGUGAAGAAGAUUUUGUGCACAACCUCACACUUUUGAGCGGCCAAUCCGAGUUCCGUUUGUAGGGGGGCUAUGACCUUCACAUUUGAAUAACGGUGGAGUUUUUUAUUGGAAUGCUGCCGUCACCGGGACGUCAUUCAUUCCAACCCUUGAGAUCUCAUGAAAUGGUAUUCUUGCAGCAACAUGUGGUCUAUGUUUUGCGGAGUAUUUUGUUAAGUGACUUUGAUUGGCCUUCUUCGGAUGGUAUGUAAGAAACGAAAAUUAUAUUAUGUUCAAGGGUAGGUAUCCUAUAUUACAGAGUUUUUAACUGUUGGAUAUUGAUCGUUGUAUCUUUGACCAACAAUCUAACGGUCCAAAACCGCCGAAUAUAGGUUACCCGAAGCAUACUAAAAAAUCUUUGUAAGAAAAAGCCUAUGUUUAGGGGUGUGCUAUCCACACAUUUUUUUUUACUU
Molecule: messenger RNA, 2466 nt
Organism: Malus domestica (apple)
Lineage: Eukaryota; Viridiplantae; Streptophyta; Magnoliopsida; Rosales; Rosaceae
Product: F-box protein CPR1
Molecular function (GO): protein binding
Source: RefSeq, a predicted model, not a curated record